AAACCUCCUCUCUCCUCUCGCCCAUGGUUUGCUGAGCUCUCCCUCGCCCAUGGUUUGCUGAGCUCUCCCUCGCCGUUAAAAAACGCAGCGUUUUGGAUUAGAGAGGAAAAAAUGGCGGUGGAGAUGAUGGGCAGCUUUCCGAAGAUGGAAGAUCAGAAGGCUAUCCAGGAGGCCGCAUCGCAAGGCUUGAAGAGCAUGGAGCACCUGAUCCGUUACCUCUCUCAUCAGCAACAAACUAACCAACCCUCUUCUCGCCUCGACUGCACUGACCUAACCGACCACACCGUCUCCAAGUUCAAGAAGGUCAUUUCCUUGCUCAACCGGACCGGCCACGCCCGGUUCAGGCGCGGACCGGUCUCCGUUCCGGCUCAUCACCAUCAGCAUCAUCAGCAGCACUUUACAUCUUCUUCAUCUCAACCCUCCACCUCCUCCUCCGCCUUCCCUCCCUUGCAAACCCUCAGCUUGGCUCCGGCUCCCUUCGCCGCCGCUCCGGCGACUGUGAAGGCUGCGGCGGAGACGAACUUCGCUCACUCCAUGACGCUCGACUUCACCCGGCCGAACGUUCUGACGUCAUCCAACCCUAAGCAGUGCGCCGAUAUCGAGUUCAGCGUCUCGUCGAGCUCAUCGUUCAUGUCGUCGGCGAUAACCGGAGACAACAGCGUCUCCAACGGCAAGCUCGGCCUCUUCAUGACGCAGCCUGCGCCGGCCGUCUCCGGCGCCAAGCCGCCGCUCUCAGCCGCGCCGAUCAAGAAGCGGUGCCACGAGCACGACCACUCCGACGACGUCUCCUGCAAGCUCUCCGUGUCCGGAUCUGCUUCCGGGUCGGGCAAGUGCCACUGCUCCAAGAGAAGGAAGAAUCGGGUGAAGAAAACAAUCCGAGUGCCGGCGAUUAGUUCAAAGAUCGCCGAUAUUCCACCGGACGAGUACUCGUGGAGGAAGUACGGCCAGAAGCCGAUCAAAGGCUCACCUUACCCAAGGGGUUAUUACAAGUGUAGUACAGUGAGGGGUUGUCCGGCGAGGAAACACGUGGAGCGAGCACCGGAUGAUCCGGCAAUGCUGAUCGUAACGUACGAAGGGGAGCAUCGGCACGCACCGGAGAAUGUGAGUGGGGGAGUUGGGUUGGUAUUCGACUCAUCAGCGUGAGUGAAAGAGGGGGUGGAAUGAUGAGAGGGUUCUUGCUUUGUUUUGUGUAACGUUCAAGUAGUUGAUGGGGAGAGGAUGGAUGUAAAUAUUUUUUUCCUUUUUGUUUGUUUGUUAUUUAUUAACUAGGGAAAAUGGGGCAGAAUCUCAAUCUGUCAUUAAUCAAAGAGACCUUAAUCAAUUUAAGAUUUAAGUUUA
Molecule: messenger RNA, 1338 nt
Organism: Argentina anserina (silverweed cinquefoil)
Lineage: Eukaryota; Viridiplantae; Streptophyta; Magnoliopsida; Rosales; Rosaceae
Product: probable WRKY transcription factor 17
Exons: 3
Coding region: 112-1143 (343 amino acids)
Biological process (GO): regulation of DNA-templated transcription
Molecular function (GO): DNA-binding transcription factor activity; sequence-specific DNA binding
Source: RefSeq, a predicted model, not a curated record